AUGGCCUCCACGCUAAAAGUCACCUUAUGCCAAAUGGCGUCGAGCGCGAACAAACAGGCCUGCAUCGACAAGGCGGUUUCCCUGGUCAAGAGCGCGGCGGCCCGGGGCUCCCGACUGGUGGUGCUGCCCGAGUGCUUUAACAGCCCCUACAGCUGUAAGCGCUUCGAGGAGUUCUCCGAGGCCUUGAGCCCCGGGCACCCAACCUUCGACGCCCUCUCGGCCAUCACGCGGGAUUGCAGGGUUUGGCUGGUGGCCGGAAGCAUCCCCGAGCGGAAGGAGGGGAAAGUCUACAAUUCGAGCAUGGUUUUCGGCCCGGACGGGACGCUCCGCGGGGUACACCGCAAGGUGCACCUCUUCAAGAUCCACACCGAGCAACUGUGCGUGGAUGAGAGCGAGGUGUUGUCCGCCGGGGGCACCGCCGAGGCGAUUACGAUGGAGGAUGUCAACCUCAAGAUCGGUGUGGCGAUUUGCUUUGACAUGCGAUUCCCGCAGCUCGCGCACCGAUUGGCCAGCCAAGGGACGUCGAUUAUCGUCUGCCCGGCCGCGUUUAAUAUGGUCACCGGCCCCCUGCACUGGGAGUUGACCGCGCGCGCGCGCGCGAUGGACAACCAGCAAUUCGUCAUGAUGUGCUCCCAGGCCCGGGAUGAGGCGGCGGACUACGUCGCCUAUGGCCAUUCCUUAAUUGCCGAUCCCCUCGGCCGGGUGGUGGGGCAGCUCGACGAGAAGGAGGGGGCCUUGGACGUCGAUCUCGAUCUCGGCCUCAUCGACGACGCCCGCGCGCGCAUUCCGAUUUUGAAGGGCAUUCGCCACGAUUUGUAUUCGCUUCAGUGGGGCCUUUAA
Phytomonas sp. Hart1 is the source of this 840-nucleotide messenger RNA. The record is from the annotation of a GenBank genome assembly. Lineage: Eukaryota; Euglenozoa; Kinetoplastea; Trypanosomatida; Trypanosomatidae.